CAUCUCUCUUUAAUCUCAAUUCAUUAGGCUAGUUUGGUAAUUUUGUGGAUGGGUCACACUGCUAGCUGAGUAGGAAGUAUUCUGUUUCAUAUAUCUAUUGGCUUUCUUCUUCAUUUUUAUCUGCUUAGACUUUUUCUAACUUUUUGUUUUUUUUUUGUUUUCUAUAGUCGUUCUAAGUUACCGUCUAAUUUCUUUAAUCUUAUUUAUACCCCGGUAGCAUCCAAAGCUGUUACAUUCGCUCGCUUUCAUUCACGUUAGUCUUUCUUUUAUUCUCCUUGCUUUAGAUCAAAAGGCUGUUCAAUCGGAAUAGACGAAAUAAUCGAGGAUGGCGGUUAAUAAUAUUGUUUCCAAAUACUUGGAAUCUAUAGAUAAUCCGGACGCCGCCCCUGUUCUGCCUUUGAAACCUUCGAAUAGGUUCAAUGCCUCUCCCACCAAAACCCCGUUAAAACAAACGGGGCCCCAUAAAAACGAAGAUGAAGGUGAUUUGGAUAAGCUUGCCAAACAAUUGACGGGUAAUCAAAGCUCCACUCCUUCUAAAACUGAUUUGCUAAAGAAAAGAUUCGAGUCGGAUUCUGCUACCGUUUCCUUUUUCAGAGAUCAAAGUAAGGCCAAUUCUAAUAAUAGUAGUCGAAAUGGGUCUCCCGUCAAUGAUGAUGCUGAUGCCGGUGACGAAACCCCAAGUUGGGCCAAGGGUAAUUAUCGUGAUAUCUUAAGUAAAACCCCAAAAAGAACUAAUGGUAGAGUUAAUAAUCAAUUUGAUACCUCUCCACUUAAACAAAAUAAUUCAAAUAAUACCCCAAACUAUCUAGCUUCUCCUGGUAGUGCUACUUCCAGAGAUUCUCCCGGUUACGAAUAUUUAUGUCGUAUUCUUGCCAUCAAAAAUUGGAUGGAACCUAUAAUACAAGAAGAAAUUAAUCAAGAUCCAGUUGAAUUAAUAUCCUAUAUUAGAAAUGGUAUCCAUCUCGCUAAAUUAUCUAAAGCAGUCCUUGGAACGACUAAAAAAAUCUUUACAAAUGAUUCAAGGUUACAAUUUCAACAUACUGAUAAUAUCAAUCAAUUUUUUUACCUUUUGAAAAGAAAAAAUGUUCCAGAUCUUUUCAGAUUUGAGUUAACUGAUUUAUAUGACGCUAAAAAUGUUCCUAAAGUUUGGUUUUGUUUACACGCUUUAAGUUAUAUUCUUGCGAAAACUAAUCCAGGUUACGGAUAUAUUGAAGAUCUUGUGGAUCAAGUUGAUUUCACUGAAGAUGAAAUAAGAGCUGCAAAUAGAGCCUUGGUUGGUUGCAGUUUACCAAAUUUCACUAGUGUCGAUACUGAGAUGUCCUCUACUUCUAAAAAAGUUGAAAGAGAUGUUCAAACUAGUCCAAUCCGCCCAAAAUAUCAAGACGUUGCUACAAGUCCUAUUAAAAAUAAUAGAUCAAGUGUUACUAAUCGUUAUGAAAAAUACUUACAAGAAACAAACCAAACUGAAGAAUCAAAUGCUGAUACAAGUAGAGACUCAAUUAAUAGGAACGCAUCUAGUAGAAUCAAAGAUCAUCAUAAAGCCAUUUAUAAUUCAUUGGAUUAUACUUAUAAUCCAUUAUAUACCCCCGAAAUUGACGAUCACAUUGAUAAUAUAAUCAAAGUUCAAGCUUUAGCAAAAGGUGCCAGCUUCCGUUAUAAAAUGUUCAUCGACCGUAUUCUCUUGAAGUCAUAUGAAGAAGAGUUUACAGUGUUCUGUUCCGUCAUAAGAGGUAAUGCUUCUCGUCGUAGAACCAUUGAUUGCAAACGUGACGACUUAAUAGUUUUUGAAGAUGAAAUUAUCCAAUUACAAGCAAUCGCCAGAAGAAAAUUGUUUAAUUCUAAAUCUAAAGUCGAUUUCUCUGAUUCUGAGAAAGCAAUUGUGCUACUUCAAGCCAUUAUUCGUGGAAGAAUUGAAAGACUCAGGGUGGAAAAUACCAAGAAUGAUAUUGUGCUGGCUACUUCUAAUGUCAUUGAAUUUCAAACUGUUAUCAGAAGAAAUAAAAUUCAUUCUAAAUCAUCGGUCAUUUUAGAUAACAUUGAUUAUAUUGAAGAUAGUGUUUUAUCACUUCAAUCCGUUGCUCGUCGUAUCCUCUAUCAAAGACAAACCAAUAAUAGUAUCAUUUCUGGUUUAGCUAAUAGUGGUGGUAUUGUUCAAUUACAGUCUCUUAUCCGUGGUAACAAAACCAGAAUCGAAUGUUUUAGAGUCUUGAGAGGUAUGUUUAGGGCUUCUACAAUGAUUGCUGACCUUCAAAGUAUUGCAAGAGGUGGAAUUGCUAGAACCAAGUUGUGUAAUAAUGUUUUGAUUACUUUGAUGGGUCAAGAUGAUAGAAUGAACGAACUUUUCGCUAAAGUUAGAGGUAAUGCUAUCAGAAGAAGAUUCAACUGGCAAAAACAAGUUUUGUAUUUCUACGAAGAAGAACAAAUUUUACCACUUCAAUCCAAAUUUAGAGGAAUUUUAAGUAGGUUUAAAAGAGAAAUCAUUCUUGACGAUAUUUAUACUGAAAUUGGUUCAGUGAUCGAUUUGCAAAGUCGUAUUAGAGGGUUUAAAAUCCGUAGGGAAAUUGUCUCCAUGUUCAAUUAUUAUACUAUGAAUCUAGAUAAGGUUAUCCGUGCUCAAGCAAUGAUUAAAAGUAAAUUUACACAAAGGGCUUAUAAAUCAUUACUUAAUAUGAAAAACCCACCAUUAUCGGUAAUUCAGAGAUUCGCUUCAUUAUUGACUGACAAUGAUAUCGAUUAUCAAGAGGAAAUGGAAUUGUCGAAUUUGAAAGAUUGUAUCAUUGAAAAAUCAAAAUCCAACGAAGAAUUAGAAUCACAAAUUGAGAAUUUAGACAUCAAGUUGAGUUUAUUGGAUAAAAACAAAAUUACAGUUGAAGACUUCAUUCAGCAUAAUAACAAAUUCAAACUUUAUAAACCUUCUGCCAAUCAUGCUGCUCACAUUAAAAAUUUAGAAAAAUUGAAUAAGUCAUCUAGAGAAAGAAUUGAAUUAUAUCAAUCAAUGUUUUACUUUUUACAAACAAAACCAUCCUAUUUCAUCAGACUUUACAAAACUCUCAGUGUUGAGUCUAAAGGGUCAAAUUUUUGUAAAUCUUUGCAGAACUUGAUUAUAAGUCUUUUCCCUAUAAAAAAUUCUUCAAUUGACAAUCACUCUCGUGAAGAGUUCUUCUACGUCAAAUUUAUCUUUGCUUUGAUGAGGACUGACAUUCAAAAAAACUCCAGAAAUAUAAGUGAUUUAACCAAAGCACAAUCAUCAUUCUGGGUUGAGUUCUUCUUGCAAAUAAAUAAUCAUACAUACCAAAGAACACAUUUGAAAUCUUUUAUGGGUAAAAUUGUUACUCUCUUAAUUGAAACUGAUGAAGUUUCCUUUGAGUCAGACCCAACUGUGAUAAAUGAUGGUAUUGCUGAUAGGGAAAUCAAAGUUCAUGGCUAUAGUGAUAGGCCAAAAGGUAUGACUCCCCAAACAGCAAUUAAAGAUCCAGAAGUUUCUGCUGCUUUUGUUGAAAAUUUACUCAGUUUAAGGGAGUAUGCUACAAGCGUUCUUGAAGUCUUGCAGGCAUCUCUCAAUAAGGUCCCUAUUCAUGUCAGGUUGAUUGCCAGGGAGGCCUUCAAAUUAUCACAAUUGCAAUUCCCAGAAAAAUCUGAACAACAGCAUUUAUCUGUUGCUGGCGUUAUCUUUAUUAAACACUACAUAUCUACAAUUUUGCAAUACCCUGAAAACUUUGGUUAUUUAGCAAAAGAUCCAUUCAAUCCAGAAUUAUUCAAUACCAAAGCCAAAGCAAACUUGAAACAUUUGAGCAGAGUUCUUCUUCAAGUGUUUUCCAUGAAGCCAUUCAGUGACAACUUUUUGAAACCUUUGAAUGAUUACAUUACUUCAUCCAUUGAUAUCACUAGAAACUUUAUUUCACAAUUAAUAGAAGUGAAAGAUAUUGAAUACGAAUAUGAACUAAAUGACUACGAUGAUAUAAUCACCCACGAAAGACCUAAAUUAAUGAUGAAAGUUAGUGAAAUGAUUCAAAUUGAAAAAAUUGUCGGUCAAAAUAUUGAUAUCAUGGCUCCAAGUGCCGAUGACCAAUUGUAUAAUGUAAUCUCCAAGUUAGACGAACUCGUGAAUUCCGCUGACGAUCUCGUAUCACUUACUGAAUUAGGAACUAUAACAUUGAAUUUAAAUCCAACUACUAAAGAAGACUCAUUGGCUGAUUCUAAAGUAAAAUCACUUUUGACUCAAGCUAAGAGAUGUAUUUUAUAUAUUAUCAGAAUACAGGAUGGUGAUGGUCUUUUGGAAUUAUUGAUUUCAAGAAUUAAAGAAAGUCAUGAAGACAAGUUCAGAAAAAUUGUUGCCUCUGAAAGAAAAGAAUCCGAAUCUUCUAGACAUCAUGAGAAAAGAAGACCAUACUAUAGAACAUCUUUGGGUGAUCUUUCAACUUUAACAUACCGUGAGUUGAAGAAGAUGGCCUUAGAGAUUAUUUUACAGUUAGAAGGUAUGGGCCAAUUGACUCGUGAAAACUCAUUCCAAGAGCUUCUUAACCAAAUUGCUGUUGACAUCAAAACAAAAGAUGAUCAAAGAAUUACCCGUAAAUCACAAUUGGAUAUUGCUACUAAGACUAAUAAUAAAUUACUUGAAAAAGAAAAGUUCUUGAGUAGACAAUUGAAUGAUUACAACAAGCAUAUUGAAGGUAUAUUAGCUCAAUUACAACUGAGACCAAAAGAUAAAAAGAUUUUUAACAUUAUUCCGGUUUUCAGUAAACAGUAUUUCUAUCACCGUGAACUUAAAAAGAACAAUAGGUUACCUAAGUUUGGGUCUUAUAUUUACUCUGUUAAAAAGUUAAUGGAUCAAAAGAUCUUGUUAGAUUUUGGCGGAUUGAUAACUCAAAAGUUUUCAUCUUCAUCAAAAAUAGAUUUUAUGUUCAGUUGUCACGAAGUUGGUAUAUUUGUGAUUGAAGCAGCAGCUGGAUCUGUCACUGUCCCUGGUGCUUAUAACACCAUAUCCUUGGAUCAAUUAUUAAACUAUCAAUAUGAGAAUAAACAAAAAUUGGAGUUAUUCUCGGGCAUGGUUACUUUCGAUGCUCAAAACUUAACUUCCUUCAUCUUCAAAAGAUUUUACGACCUCAAAAAAGAUUAGAUAAUAAUAAUUCAGUGUUCCUUCUUAAUACCUAUGAGUAUUUCUCAUACUACUUUUUUUGCAUUUCUUAAUCGGUGAGCAUUGUCUAUAUCACCUUUUAAAAAC
Messenger RNA from Hyphopichia burtonii NRRL Y-1933, 5221 nucleotides. It is a transcript of the gene IQG1, whose product is annotated as Iqg1p. Lineage: Eukaryota; Fungi; Ascomycota; Pichiomycetes; Serinales; Debaryomycetaceae. The record is from RefSeq and is a predicted model, not a curated record. The transcript has 6 exons. The coding region runs from base 326 to 5116 and encodes 1596 amino acids. Gene Ontology annotation, molecular function: calmodulin binding; actin filament binding; GTPase activator activity. Gene Ontology annotation, biological process: regulation of actin cytoskeleton organization; regulation of GTPase activity; mitotic actomyosin contractile ring assembly actin filament organization. Gene Ontology annotation, cellular component: cytoplasm; mitotic actomyosin contractile ring.